AACUAUUUCCUUAUAAAUGACAAUUGUUCGAUAAUCCUGCAUCGCCGGUGCAUGCACAUUUUAUUAUUUGCAGUUCAUAUCCAUCCACAUAAGCCGUGCCCAAUGCCGAGGAAUGGAUUGUGUGUCUGAUAAAGGAGGAAUGAUGGUCGAGAACGAUGAACAACAGUCGGAGAGGGAUCGCGGCGGUGGCGCAGCGAUGGACGCGCUACAGCAAUGCGAACUUAUCCAGAAUAUGAUCGAAAUCUCCAUCUCUAGUUUACAAGGGCUCCGGACCAAAUGCGCGGCGUCCAACGAUCUUACCCAGCAAGAAAUACGCACUUUAGAGGUGAAGCUGAUGAAGUACAUAUGUAAGCAGUUGCAGUGCAAGCAGAAAGUGCCGGAGACGGAUCGACCACAGGCUCUGGACAGCUACCCAAGACUGAGGGACUGGCUACGCACCAUCAACCUCAGACCCGAGCUAAUCGAGGCGGUGUCCGUGAGGCUGUCUUUGGAUGCCUUGCUGCAGAUGCCCGGGGUCCAGGUGCGGGAGACCAUGAGGAGAUUGGGCUCCAGCUCUGAGGAGUGUGCCAGGCUCAGUGUGGCCCUCUCCUGCCUGAAGAGUGCCACUGAAUCAGGAGGGGAGCUGAAAGAAGAUGGAGGACCCUGGUUUUCAGAACCCACCAGACGCGACAGCGGUUCUUUAGCCCCCGUGGAUCAGCUGCCUUCCCUGGGGGGUCCACUACGCCCACACAGUCCCUCUCCAUUGGCCAGGCCACCAGCCACUCCCUCCACGCCCUCCACCCCCUGCGGCACCUUCCCUCACCCGCGCCACGUGCUCUCCUCGGCCGACACCCACAUCUCCCACGGUUACGCGGACAGCCUGACCGACCCCAGCCCCUACUACUCCUCGCGUCCAAUGAGGGUCCACGGCCACGCGUCCACCCCUCCCAUAACCCCGCCCUCCAAGAGGAGGCACAGGCUCAAGCCGCCCUGCACGCCGCCACCGCCCUCCAGGAAAGUGCUGCACCUACUCCCCAACAUCACACUCACCCGCAGCAAAAGCCACGAGUCCCAGCUAGGAAACCGCAUCGAAGACCCCCCCUCUAAUAAGUGUGCGAAGAAGAACAAGCUAUUUCUGAACGUUCAGAUCAAUGGGAAUGGAUGUGAAGACUCGCCCUCCCGAUCUCCACUGCUUGCUGCCCGCACCCCUGGGGCGGCCCCCGCUACGGCCCCCUACACCCUGCCUGGUACCCCCACCCUGCUGGAAGAGCAUAGCAUCCUGAAGAACAGCAUUACCAUGCACCGCAGUUCUCCACAGGCUGUGAGAAGAGACAUUGGUUUGGCUGUCACUCACAGGUUCUCCACCAAGUCUUGGCUGUCCCAGACGUGCCAGGUGUGUCAGAAGAACAUGAUCUUCGGGGUGAAGUGCAAACACUGUCGGUUAAAAUGUCACAACAAAUGCACUAAAGACGCCCCCCCCUGCAGAAUCUCUUUCCUGCCGAUCACAAAGAUCCGGAGGACCGAGUCCGUGCCGUCGGAUAUUAACAACCCCGUGGAUCGUCCGGCUGAGGCUCCGCAGUUUGGAACUCUGCCAAAGGCAAUAACCAAGAAGGAUCACCCACCGGUGCUGAAUCAGUUGGACUCCAGUAGUAAUCCAUCCUCUACCACCUCCUCCACCCCCUCCUCUCCUGCUCCCUUCCAGCAAAGCAACCCUCCAAGUGCCACGCCUCCCCCUAAUCCCUCCCCCAAGGGUCACCGUGACAACCGCUUCCACUUCCCAGAUGUUAGCAGCUCCAGUACCUUGCAUGCUGAAGGGCUCCCGGACACAGUGAACGAGAUUGAGCCCACAGCAGAGGACCUGCACGCUGAGCUCGCCGAGGAUGAAGAUGGAGAGGAGGUAGAGGAAGAGGAGGAAGAGACGAGAGAUGAGGAUGACCCAGGUGUAAAGGAGGAGGAUGAGGAAGAGGAAGGUGUGGCGGAGGAAGAUGAAUGUGAGGAGGAAGACGACGACGUAGAGGAGGAAGAAGAUGAUGAAGAGGAAGAUGAUGAAGAGGAGGAGUUGAAUGGAGGCUCAGACGGAGAGUAUGACGGAGACAAGCUGGAUGACCUGCCCAGCUCACGGGGUGGGGCUGGGGGAGGCACUGGGAGGAGUCACUGGAAAGGCCCGAUCUCCCGCAAAGCCAGUCAGACCAGCGUGUACCUUCAGGAGUGGGACAUCCCUUUUGAGCAGCUGGAUUUGGGAGAGUUGAUCGGUAAGGGACGCUGGGGCAGGGUGCAUAAAGGUCGCUGGCACGGCGAAGUGGCCAUCCGCCUCCUGGAGAUUGACGGAAACAACCAGGACCACCUGAAACUCUUCAAGAAGGAGGUGAUGAACUACCGACAGACGCGUCACGAGAACGUGGUGCUCUUCAUGGGGGCGUGCAUGGCUCCGCCCCACCUGGCAAUCAUCACUAGCUUCUGUAAAGGCCGCACGCUGUACUCUGUGGUUAGAGACACCAAGAACACGCUGGACAUUAACAAGACGAGGCAAAUCGCACAGGAGAUUGUGAAGGGCAUGGGAUAUCUGCAUGCCAAGGGCAUUGUUCACAAGGACCUGAAGUCCAAGAAUGUCUUUCAUGACACUAACAAGGUGGUGAUCACGGACUUUGGUCUGUUUGGGAUCUCUGGCGUCGUGCAGGAAGGAAGGAGAGAGAAUGAGCUGAAGCUUCCUCACGGCUGGAUCUGUUACCUGGCGCCCGAGAUUGUUCGUAAAAUGAGUCCAGGAAACAACGAGGAUCGCCUGCCCUUUUCCAACGCUGCAGACGUCUACGCUUUCGGCACCAUUUGGUAUGAACUCCAAGCGCGUGAUUGGCCAAUCACCAACCAGCCAGUGGAGGCCACGAUCUGGCAGGUGGGGAGUGGAGAGGGCAUUAAAAAGGUCCUGGCCGAGAUCAGCUUGGGUAAAGAGGUCACGGAAAUCCUUUCUGCCUGUUGGGCAUACGAUCUAAGGGACAGGCCCACCUUCACCCAGCUGGCCGACAUGCUAGAGAAACUGCCCAAGCUCAACCGCAGGCUGUCUCAUCCAGGACACUUCUGGAAGUCUGCGGAUUUCUCCUCCUACGCAGUCCUGUGUAAACUUGCAGCCUUCUGUCAUUGAGCAGAAACAUGUCUGAAGUGGAGAUGGGGUGGACAGAGAGCCAUUUUGGACUGGCUUUGUGUGUUUCAAUGCUUCAGUCUUCACUUUCUCCCACAAUCCUCUGAGAACUUAGACUAUGGAGCUACGCUAUUGGCUCAGUAGAAAUGGUAGUGUGAGAUAUGCAGGUGUUCGAUUUCAUCAUCAAUGACCUUGAGAAACAUGUUUACCCGGAAACACGCCAUUCCACCCCACUGAGACGGGAUAAGCACCGCUACUUGACCUAGCCUGAUACGACUGAACUGGUUCUCCCAGACCUUCUCAGAAAGGGCAGAGGAGAAUGAUGCAGAGAGAAGCACAGGUAUCCUGUCAAACUGUCCAGCGGUUUCAUUCGUAUCUCUUGAGUAGUUUUUUCGUGUUAAAACAAAGUAGAAACUCUGGCACGACGAGUAGAAAAACAGCGGAGGUGACCAUGCCGACGGACAGCGCUCCACAAUUCGUUCUUUUCACAUUACCUCUCGUGUGAGCUUGUGUGUGUUUGUGCGUAUACCAUGUGUGUAUCACUUUGCCAACAUUGGUGUGCCUGUGUUGUGGUGUACGUGUGUGUGGGCACGCGCGCACGCGUGUGUGUGUAUGAGUGUACAUGUGUGUGCGUGUGAGUGGUUAAGUGUAUUUGCAAACGUAGGGUUUAAUUCUGUGAAGUUUGGAGUAAUUGUGGUAUGGAGACAUGUAAAAUGUACAUGUAUAAAUAUGGUUUUAUUUAUUGUACAGCUGAUGGACAUAAUUCUUUUAAUAUUUAUAUGAUCAUUUUAUAUAUACUGUACCUCACAACAUUUUUAAAUAGGUACUGCAGCCCUAUUCAAAAUGUACAUAUCUUUAUAUUUUUUUCAUGUAUAAAAAAACCCUGUAAAAGAUCAAUUGUACAUUUUUUAGGAUGGGUCGAUACAUGUUAUGUCAUGUCAAAAUUCAUAUUUUUGUAUUGCAUGUGGCUACCAUUUCUGUAAACACAAUUUCUGUUCUCAUCCCUCAGCGACAA
This is a messenger RNA of Chanos chanos (milkfish), 4127 nucleotides long. RefSeq names its product kinase suppressor of ras 1a (gene ksr1a). The transcript has 19 exons. Gene Ontology annotation, cellular component: cytoplasm. Gene Ontology annotation, molecular function: protein kinase activity; ATP binding. Gene Ontology annotation, biological process: protein phosphorylation; Ras protein signal transduction. NCBI's taxonomy places the organism in Eukaryota, Metazoa, Chordata, Actinopteri, Gonorynchiformes, Chanidae. Bases 113 to 3115 code for a protein of 1000 amino acids. The record is from RefSeq and is a predicted model, not a curated record.